Messenger RNA from Maudiozyma saulgeensis, 1044 nucleotides. Lineage: Eukaryota; Fungi; Ascomycota; Saccharomycetes; Saccharomycetales; Saccharomycetaceae. The record is from the annotation of a GenBank genome assembly.
AUGUUGUUUGUAAGCCUACUUUCAAUUAUAUUACUUCUGUUUCCAAUUACGGCGAGGGCAAACGAGGGUUUAGUGGCCCAGAAGAGUGUUCCUGUCCUUCUUUUUUCACAUAGAGUCUCUCCUGGGUUGUUGAAAUAUCAAAAGAACUACGAUCCUAAAUCGAUAGUUCCUGUGGAGUCCUUUAAAAUUAUAUCUCAAGAAUUAAUAAACCAUUGUAAUUCUGAUGCGUAUAUUUAUGUGAAUAUUCCAGGUUUACGAAAAUUAGAUCUUGUAGAAUAUGAAGACGAAUUGGUAUUUCUUCAAAGAUAUGUAAAUCAAAGUUCAACUAAAUUGAAGUUUGAACAAGUGAAAACUUUGCCACAAGAUUAUUACUCAGACCUCAUUGAGUACACAAAAGAAACUUGUAAAUUUGAAGGUCAUAUUAAGUUAGAAGGUAACAACAGUGAUGACUUUACGACCUAUCUGGAUUCUGGUAAACGUAUAAUAGAGAUUAAUUAUACACCUCUCCCAGGUGAUGAGACGGCACGUCUUCAAAGCGUUAUUGAUUUUGAUGGAUAUCUAAGAGAAAUUCUGGCCCAGUUACCAUCACCUGACCAAACUGUUAUAUUAACCUCUUUACAACCAAGUCUAGUGCCAGAGAGAGAUUAUAAACCAAUGUCAAUAUUCCCUAAACUAUUUGAGAAUUUGAAGGAAGUUGAAAUGAAUAAUAUGAUUUUAGAUGUGGCUCCCUUAACUAAUAAAUAUUCUCCAAAAUUUACUGGAAUGGAGGAUGUACCACUGAAUAUAUUUGAUGUAGAGUUCUAUAAGGAAAACAAAAGUUUUAUCUUAAGUAUUGUUAUUGUACUCAUUACUUUUGAAAUAGUAAGUGUUUUCCAGCAAGUUAGUAAAUCAAAAAAUGCCCCACAGAAUUCCAAACCAAAGAAAGAUAUAAAGAUAAAAAAGAAACAAGAAGUAGCUGAAAUAACUUCAUUAAAAGCCAAAAAAGAUAAUAGAACAGUUUUAACCAAAGUUAAUAAAAGUAAGGAAACUUCGAAAGAGAAGUAA